Molecule: messenger RNA, 1035 nt
Organism: Drosophila eugracilis
Lineage: Eukaryota; Metazoa; Arthropoda; Insecta; Diptera; Drosophilidae
Product: chymotrypsin-2
Exons: 2
Coding region: 35-889 (284 amino acids)
Biological process (GO): proteolysis
Molecular function (GO): serine-type endopeptidase activity
Source: RefSeq, a predicted model, not a curated record
UUUCAGUUUCGAUUGUACCGUGCAUAUACCAACGAUGAGAAGUAGGUGGAACUUUACGGGACUACUGCUGGCCCUGAUACUUCUCGCUCUUCAGGAGCUUCCCACGGAAGCCAUGAGGAUGCGUGGGGAACCGUAUCCGGGUUUGGUCAAUAUCGAUAGGCAUCGAUCAAGUGAAGCUGUACCCCAGGGUCGAGUGGUAGGUGGAACCACUGCCACCGAGGGCAGAUGGCCCUGGAUAGCGUCCAUUCAGAAUAUCUACUCGUAUCAUUUGUGUGGAGGCGCGAUCAUCAACGAGCGCUUUGUGCUAACAGCGGCCAGUUGUUUGGCCGGGCUAAGAGCAAAAAACGUGCUGGUGGUCACUGGAACAACGGAUUGGUGGGAUCUAUAUGCUCCAUAUUAUGCCGUGUCCAAAAUCCAUAUCCAUUGCAACUUCGACAAGCCGUUGUAUCACAAUGAUAUAGCCCUGUUGGAAUUGUCCUCCGAUAUCGAGUACAAUGAUGUUACAACGAAUGUUACUUUGGCGGAUAUUGAUGAAUUGCAGGAGGGUGAAAAGUUGACCUUUGCGGGAUGGGGUAGCUCAGAGGCCAUGGGCACAUAUGGUCGGUAUCUGCAAGAGGCAUCGGGAACUUAUCUCCCGGUUGAGCCGUGCCGGGAGAAGCUGCAGAAUGAUGAUGAUGUAGAUUUGGGUCAUGCCUGCGUCCAAAUGGACGUGGGUAAGGGCGUUUGUCACGGUGACACCGGCGGACCACUCAUCGAUGAGCAAGAACGCCUGGUGGGCAUUGGAAAUUGGGGUGUGCCGUGUGGACGUGGCUACCCGGAUGUGUAUGCUCGUAUCGCCUUCUACCACGAUUGGAUUCGUACCACCAUAAAUGGGUGUUCUAUAGCCUAGACAUUGGCCACCUCUUAUCUGUACACUGAGAGAAAAAUGAUUUAUUUGUUUUGCAAUGGAUUUUUAUAUAAUAUAUCUUUUAUCUGAAAAUCAAUGUUAAAUAUGAUUUAUUCAUUAAACUGUGCGGGAUCUUGGGUUUGAAUUGA